CCGAGACCCGGCUCCCCGCCUGCGCGUCUGUCUCGCUCACAUCACCCUCGGCCUCCUGCUCCACGACGUGACCAUGGCCGGGCUGCAGGAGCUGCGAUUCCCGGAGGAGAAGCCCCUGCUCCGGGGCCAGGAGGCCGCCGAGCUGGAGAACUCUGACACCUUCCUCUUGGCCAUGGACACAGACUGGAAGGAACAUGACAUUGAGACACCUUACGGCCUGCUGCAUGUUGUGAUCCGGGGCUCCCCCAAAGGGAACCGCCCUGCCAUCCUCACCUACCAUGACGUGGGCCUCAAUCACAAGUUGUGCUUCAACACCUUCUUCAACUUCGAGGACAUGCAGGAGAUCACCAAGCACUUCGUGGUGUGCCACGUGGACGCCCCUGGUCAGCAGGUGGGGGCGUCACAGUUUCCCCAGGGGUACCAGUUCCCCUCCAUGGAGCAGCUAGCCGCCAUGCUCCCCAGUGUGGUGCAGCACUUCGGGUUCAAGUACGUGAUUGGCAUCGGAGUGGGAGCUGGAGCUUAUGUGCUGGCCAAGUUUGCGCUCAUCUUCCCCGACCUGGUGGAGGGGCUGGUGCUGAUGAACAUUGACCCCAAUGGCAAAGGCUGGAUUGACUGGGCGGCCACCAAGCUCUCCGGCCUCACCAGCACUUUACCUGACACGGUGCUAUCCCACCUCUUCAGCCAGGAGGAGCUAGUGAGCAACACAGAGUUGGUGCAGAGCUACCGGCAGCAGAUCGGGAACGUGGUGAACCAGGCCAACCUGCAGCUCUUCUGGAACAUGUACAACAGCCGCAGAGACCUGGACAUUAACCGGCCCGGAACAGUGCCCAAUGCCAAGACGCUCCGCUGCCCAGUGAUGCUGGUGGUUGGGGACAACGCGCCCGCCGAGGAUGGGGUGGUGGAGUGCAACUCCAAACUGGAUCCCACCACCACGACCUUCCUGAAGAUGGCAGAUUCCGGGGGGCUCCCCCAGGUCACACAGCCAGGGAAGCUGACUGAGGCCUUCAAAUACUUCCUGCAAGGCAUGGGCUAUAUGCCCUCGGCCAGCAUGACCCGCCUCGCCCGCUCUCGUACCGCGUCGCUCACCAGUGCCAGCUCGGGGGAUGGCAGCCGCCCGCCGGCCUGCACCCACUCGGAGAGCAGUGAGGGGCUGGGCCAGGUCAACCACACCAUGGAGGUGUCCUGUUGAAGCCUGUGGCCCGGCAGAGACGCCCACCUGCCCCCGCCCGCAUCGACGUCCCACUGCCAUUCUCACGCCGCCGGCUCAUUUUCCUUUUAGUUUAUUUUUGUGAAGGCCAAGGGGAGGAAAUGGUUUUACUUCUCUUUUGUUAAAAAGAUGAGGGGGUUCAUCCUAGAUGCUGCGGAACAGUCUCCAGAUGGUUUUGAGAGGCUCACUCCUCCCCACCCCCACCUCACUCACCUUGUUAACUUGGCUGACUUAGACCCCCCUCUUCCAACUCCCCACAGUCAGGGCGGGGUACAGGGAGGAAGGGGAUUUGCUAAGGAGAGAGUUCAAGUCCUCCUCUGGGCAAGAUCCAGGAUAAUUUCCUAGACUGAAGCAAGCAUGGGAUGACCCCCUUGGGCAGGCAGAUUUGAGGAUGGGAUGGGGUUUUGAGGUGGUGUGUUGGGACAGCAGGUCACGAGGUCCAGCUCAGGUACGGAGGUGACAAACCAGGAGGCAGCAUUGGGGAGCACUAGGAGGCAGGAGCCCUGGAGCUCUGCAGGCCCUUUUUCUCCCCAUCUUCUCCACCAAGCACAUCUUGUUUCUUUUUGCACAUGUGACAAUCAUCAGAACCAUAGCCACAAGGGGGCGCUCCUACCAGGCAGCUGUGUUCCUGGUGCUCUCUGGGCUGGCCUGGUGAUAUAGGGCCAGGCAGGCAGGGACCGAACAGGGUUUCUCUGCCCAAAGAAGACAGAACACAGAGGACCUAAGAGGCAGGAACCCCACAGACUGUCUCAGCCCACACACUCCACCACCUCCUGGCCUUGUCCCAUGUCUGAGCCAAGGCCCUGUGGUAGAAAGUUGCCUGAUCCUCUAACUCCAUUGGGACCUGAUUUGGGGGCUGAGCUUAAAUGCUGAAAUAGCCCAUGAGGGUUGGGCACACCCAAGAACCUCCUGGUGUCUGCCUUCAGGAGCCAGGAUGUGGCUGGAGGCAGUGGUGGCUGAGGUUCCCAGUUCCAUGGAGGACAACCCAAUCAGCAGCUGUGUGUCCAAGGCCACCAGAAACAUGGUGGUGUUUCUGGUCGUGGUCAAGCUAUGCCAAUAUUUUCUGUGGGCAUCACUAAGAAGACAGUUUAUUUGGAGAGAAAUGGAAUAAGGUAGUGAGACUUCUGCAGGCCCCCACUGCCAUCUCAGAACCACUGGAGUGGCUUGGGCUGGGGCUUGCUGGGUCCUGGGGUGGGAGUCACCUCCCAGGUUUCUGAAGUGAACAAGGGCCAGGCAGAGGAGAAAGGCUCUCCAUACACCCUAGUCCCCUCCUUUCACCUGAAGCCCAGGACUGUGCCAUACACAUCCCACCCACCCACACUAUCAGGGAGAAUCUCCUGGCCCAAAAACCAGAGCCACUGGUCUUGGAGCCUAAAUCAAUUGCCAAACCCCAUUUUGAAAUGAGGGGAGAGAGCAAUGAAAACUGCAGGGCUGCGGAGGGGACAGUUGUUGUGAGGUGCUCUGAGGCUGCGCGGACACCUGCAUCCAUCUUUCCUUGGCACAUAUCACCCCCUUCUAGAAUCUUAAGCCAUUACUAGACUGCUCUAGAGCCUGGUGGAGUGUUAGUCUGUCCCUAGUUCUAUUCACUCAUGUGCUUCCUUUGAAUAUCAAAUGUGACUGUUUGAAAAGCUGGUAGAAUUAAUCCCUCUUACUGUAGAUAGCGCUGCAGACCUUGGAUUUUUUUUUCUGUGUUCAGAUGAGAUAUCUAUAAAUAUCUAUACAUUAUAUAUAUAUAUGUAUAUUGGGUCUUCCUGCGUGUGGUUUUCCAUAGGAGGUUGUCUCUGGUCACAGUGAACUUUUAAUGGAGUUUAUUAUUUUCCUCUCUGUAUAAAGUGAAGAACCUAAUUUUGUGUAUUCUGGUGGCUGAUGUCAUGAAACUUUGAGAUGACAAAAUGUAAAACAAAUAAAAACCCUUGUCAAAGUAGAAAGA
Messenger RNA from Callorhinus ursinus (northern fur seal), 3137 nucleotides. The record is from RefSeq and is a predicted model, not a curated record. Lineage: Eukaryota; Metazoa; Chordata; Mammalia; Carnivora; Otariidae.